Molecule: messenger RNA, 617 nt
Organism: Penaeus vannamei (Pacific white shrimp)
Lineage: Eukaryota; Metazoa; Arthropoda; Malacostraca; Decapoda; Penaeidae
Product: troponin C-like
Cellular component (GO): myosin II complex
Molecular function (GO): calcium ion binding
Source: RefSeq, a predicted model, not a curated record
UGUAUAUAACCCGGCCAUCCCUCAGGGGCGGCUUACACUGGCGCGGAGGGAGCCCGAGGGGACACGGCGGCGGUACAAGCUGCAGGGGCCGGAGACGCGAGGACACCCACGCUCUGCACGACGACAUGGAUUCGCUUGAGAAGGACCAGAUUGAGACCCUCCGCAAGGCCUUCGACUCCUUCGACACCGAGAAGGCAGGCUCCAUCGGCACCGAGACCGUGUCCACCAUCUUGAGGAUGAUGGGCGUCAAGAUCUCGGAGAAGAAUCUGCAGGAGGUCAUCGCUGAGACGGAUGAGGAUGGAUCUGGAAUGCUGGAAUUCGAGGAGUUCGUCGAGCUCGCCGCCAAAUUCCUGAUCGAAGAGGACGAGGAAUCCCUCAAAGCGGAACUCAAAGAGGCUUUCCGUAUCUACGACAAAGAAGGCAACGGCUACAUCACCACCGAUACCCUGAAGGAGAUUCUGAAGGAACUGGACAACCGGCUUACCAACGAGGAACUGGACGGGAUCAUCGAGGAGGUGGACGAAGACGGGUCCGGGACUUUGGACUUCGAUGAAUUCAUGGAGAUGAUGGCUGGCUAAGAAUCUCAACUCUUCUCCCCAGUGUCAAAAUUAGAAAAA